Zychaea mexicana is the source of this 1231-nucleotide messenger RNA. RefSeq lists its product as uncharacterized. NCBI's taxonomy places the organism in Eukaryota, Fungi, Mucoromycota, Mucoromycetes, Mucorales, Lichtheimiaceae. The record is from RefSeq and is a predicted model, not a curated record. The coding region runs from base 1 to 1092 and encodes 363 amino acids. The transcript is spliced from 2 exons.
AUGGCAGUAACGGCAACUACUGCAGAACCAUUCAUCGUUCGACCUCCACCUCGAUCAUCUUCACUACGGCGACCUUCAUCAAACAAUAACAACAAUGGUAGCACUACCAAUGCAACUUUGACGACGACGACGACGACGACUACAGCAGCUCCUCGCGCCGGAUGGUUAUCUAAACUAUCGUCUACUUAUGCCAUUGGAAACAAACAACGAUGGCAAGCUCGUUUCUUUGUGCUCUUGGACAAGGAACUACGAUAUUAUAAAAAUGAGCAUACACAGUCGCCUUCAUGUGUGAUAGACCUGCGUAAUACAUGCCAGCCUGUUAUAAUCACCUCUUCACUCGGCCGUCCUCAUUGUUUUCGACUCGAGCCAAUCACCCGUAGUAGCGGAGGACAGCAGCAAAGCAACGACAGCUCUAGUAGUCGACCAUUAACAAUUGCAUGUCAAUCAGCUCUAGAGCUUUCAAGCUGGGUUGCGGGAAUUGGAUCAAUCAUAAAGCAACAGGAGCAGCAACAGCAACGGUUAAAACGAGCAAUGACUUCUUGUCAGGUGGAGCAUCAAGAGAUGUUAUAUUUACCACAAGUGCAUCCUCGUCAUCAUCAACAAAGGCGACGAGCAGCAACAAUAACAACGUCAACUGACGAUGAUAUUGAUGAAGAAGAAAUCUCAAUAAAAGCAACAACAACAACAGCAGCAGCAACAGUAGAAGGAGAAGAUUCAAUAUCUCGACGACGAGGCGUAUGGUUACCUCCACUGAUGGUACACCCACUGGAUGACAUUCCAACAACUGUCAUGACAAGGUCAUCUCUGGCGCUAUCAGAUUCGAGCGAAGAGGGAGACGAUCUUCUUAAACAAGUCAAGGUCGCAUACCACGUUACUACUGCUACUGAUCAACAGGAGCAACAACGACAAUGCCGAUAUAACAGCGCUAGCGCUACUGAAGAAGAUGAUGACAACGACGACGACGACGACGAAAGGUCUUCUAGCACAGAUAAUGAUAGCGCUUGCGCAGUUAUGGAACGAGGGCGGAAACUUUCGAGCUAUUCGCCUACAUUUCUCCUUUACCAGGAACGUUUCCGGCUCUUAAAAAAUUAAUUAAUGUACAUAUUCCCUCUUCUCGUCAGACUUCUUUUGUGUUAUUAUUUUCUUAGAUCAAUUUUUUUGUAAUAUCACCACUUUUUCCAUCACCAUUCUUUCGCCAGUUCUUUCCCCUAUUAUCUUGCAUACACACGCA